UCUCACAGCAGCAACAUGUCCUUCAACUCCGCAGCCGGAGGCCACGCCCCCUGGAGGAACAGCAGCCUGCUGCUGGGGGGCGGGCGGGACCCCCCGCUGUCUGACCAGGGAGAGACCAUCAUUGGAGUGUACCUUCUGCUGCUGGGGUGGUUGUCCUGGUUUGGAAACAGCAUCGUCCUCUUCGUUCUGUACAGACAGAGAGCCAACCUGCAGCCCACCGACUACCUGACCUUUAACCUGGCCGUGUCCGACGCCAGCAUCUCUGUGUUUGGAUACUCCAGAGGCAUCAUCGAGAUCUUCAACGUCUUCCAGGGCAGCGAUUACCUCAUCUCCUCCAUCUGGACCUGCCAGGUGGACGGGUUCUUCACGCUGGUGUUCGGACUCAGCAGCAUCAAUACCCUGACGGUGAUCAGCAUCACACGCUACAUCAAAGGUUGUCACCCCAACAGAGCUCGUCACAUUAGUAGAACCAGCGUGUCCAUCAGCCUGCUGCUCAUUUGGAUCACAGCUGGGUUCUGGUCUGGAGCGCCGCUGCUCGGCUGGGGGAGCUACAAAGACCGAGGCUAUGGGACCUGUGAGAUCGACUGGGUCCAGGCCAACUAUUCCAGUGUCUACAAGUCCUACAUCAUCUCUAUCUUCAUCUUCUGCUUCUUCCUCCCGGUGCUCAUCAUGCUCUUCUGCUACGUGUCCAUCAUCAACACAGUGAAGAGGGGCAACGCCCUGUCAGCUGGGGGGGAGCUGAGCGACAGGCAGAGGAGGAUUGAGAGGGACGUCACCAUCGUCUCCAUAGUGAUCUGCACAGCCUUUAUCCUGGCCUGGUCUCCGUAUGCGGUGGUCUCCAUGUGGUCCGCGUGGGGCUUCCAUGUGCCCAACCUCACAAGCAUCUUCACCCGCCUCUUUGCCAAGUCUGCCAGCUUUUACAACCCCCUCAUCUACUUCGGACUCAGCUCCAAGUUCCGCAAAGACGUGGGCGUGCUGCUGCCCUGCACACGGGACUCCAGGGACACCGUGAAGCUGAAACGCUUCAAAUCCAAGGCUGAGGCCCACGGGCGCCUCCGGGUCCCCCUCAACCGGACGGAACGGAAGUACUCGCCUGGGUUCCUGCCCCACCCGACCCCUGCCGGGCCCAACUGUAACAGAAGCAGCCCCCCCGGCACGCCGCCGCCCAUCAGCAAGGAAGUGUUCCACAUCCACAUGCCCCGCCCCUCUGACGCCGGGCCUGAGUUUGAAUGUGACAGACUCUGAUGGAGGCGUGUGGAUACAUAUACAUUAUAUAUGUAUAUUAUAUAGUUUGGACACACUUUCUCAUAGAAUUGAAUAAGAAGAUGUUUACUUUUACUUUUAAAUGGUACUGUAUAUAUUAUGUCCCUAUAUUAUAGACCUGUCCCUGAGCAAGACACCUAACCCCUAAUUGCUCCCCCGGGCAAAAAUGUGAAAAAGCCAUGGGUUUAAAGUGUAAUGUAAGUCGCUUUGGAUAAAAGCGUCUGCUAAAUGACCUGUUAUGUAAUGUAAUGUAAUAUGUAUUCAUAUUAUUUAAACAUAUAAUAUACAUAAAAUAUAUAUAUAUAUUUAUAUAUAUCGCAGAUGUAUAUAUAAUGAUAAUUAUAUAAGGCGUAACAGUGCCAACGUAUUACAUGAGAACCGUGGUUUGUAUUUAUUUAUGAAGUAAUAACAUAAUAAAAAGCUGAAGAAG
Molecule: messenger RNA, 1693 nt
Organism: Gasterosteus aculeatus aculeatus (three-spined stickleback)
Lineage: Eukaryota; Metazoa; Chordata; Actinopteri; Perciformes; Gasterosteidae
Product: opsin-5
Biological process (GO): G protein-coupled receptor signaling pathway
Cellular component (GO): membrane
Molecular function (GO): G protein-coupled receptor activity
Source: RefSeq, a predicted model, not a curated record